Aspergillus novofumigatus IBT 16806 is the source of this 940-nucleotide messenger RNA. Its product is annotated as 6-phosphogluconolactonase. Gene Ontology annotation, molecular function: 6-phosphogluconolactonase activity. Gene Ontology annotation, biological process: pentose-phosphate shunt; carbohydrate metabolic process. The transcript is spliced from 3 exons. The record is from RefSeq and is a predicted model, not a curated record. NCBI's taxonomy places the organism in Eukaryota, Fungi, Ascomycota, Eurotiomycetes, Eurotiales, Aspergillaceae. The coding region runs from base 1 to 756 and encodes 251 amino acids.
AUGCAGGGGGGUGAAAAGGUAAAUAGCUUUCCCAACACCGACGCUUUGGCCCCGCAGUUGAGGGCCUAUGUGCUCCGGUGUCAGAACUCCGCCAUCAAUCGCCAUAACACGUUCCGUGUCGCUGUAUCGGGCGGUUCUCUACCAGCAGUCCUCGCCCAGGCUCUUCUUGCGCCUUCAAACGGUUCUCCCGAGGACACUGUCCGGUUCGAUAAAUGGGAUGUUUUCUUCGCCGACGAACGUGCUGUCCCUCUCGACCACCCUGAUAGCAACUACCGCCUGCUCAAGGAUGAGCUUCUAAGCAAGAUUCCCGCCGAAAUGGGCACUCCUAAAGUGCAUCCCAUCGACGCCGACCAUGUCAACGAUGACACCCAGGAGCUUGCCGACCUGUACCAGGAGGACUUGAUGCGCUCUUUCGCGGCCAAGGACAGUGUCAAGCUGCCUGUCUUUGAUCUCAUUCUUUUGGGUUGUGGUCCCGACGGUCACACCUGCAGUCUCUUCCCCGGCCAUGAACUGUUGCGAGAGAAGGAUGCCUGGCGCAUAACCCUCACAUUGCCUGUCGUCACACACGCCGUCAGUAUCGCUUUCGUCGCCACUGGAGCGGGAAAGAAGGAGAUUCUCAAGCAGAUUUUCGAUGCGGAAGAGGGACGGGAACUGCCCUCGGCGCUCGUCAACCAGGGUGCUGGGGAAAAAGUGAGCUGGUUCACCGACCAUGCUGCCAUUGAUGGGGUUUCAUUCCCCAGACGUGGAAGCUUGUAAGCUGUUGUGGACAUAUGAAUGGCGUUAUGUUCUACUUGCUAUUUUUGCUUUCGAGAACAGUCAAGGGCGAAAAGUACCUCUACCUUUUACACAAGUCUUCUAGGUUUCCUGGCUGGCGUUACGGCCUAGAAAUUGGAUUAGUGCAGGGACAGUGACUUUGAAUCGAGAUCAUUCUUAUAAUGUG